Messenger RNA from Galeopterus variegatus (Sunda flying lemur), 2772 nucleotides. It is a transcript of the gene CCDC18, whose product is annotated as coiled-coil domain containing 18. The transcript has 17 exons. Lineage: Eukaryota; Metazoa; Chordata; Mammalia; Dermoptera; Cynocephalidae. The record is from RefSeq and is a predicted model, not a curated record. The coding region runs from base 200 to 2743 and encodes 847 amino acids.
CAGCUGGAAGAAAAAAUAGUCGCUUAUUCCUCUAUUGCUGCAAAAAAUGCAGAACUGGAACAGGAGCUUAUGUGUUUUGUAUUUCUAGGAAAAGAAUGAAAAGAUAAGAAGUCUAGAAACCAAUAUCAAUACAGAGCAUGAGAAAAUUUGUUUAGCCUUUGAAAAAGCAAAGAAAAUUCAUCUUGAACAGCAUAAAGAAAUGGAAAAACAGAUUGAAAGACUUGAAGCUGAACUAGAGAAAAAAGACCAACAGUUUAAAGAACAAGAAAAGACUAUGUCCAUGUUGCAACAAGAUAUAAUAUGUAAACAACAUCAUCUUGAAUCACUGGAUAGACUCUUGACGGAAAGCAAAAGGGAAAUGGAAAAGGAAAAUAUGAAGAAAGAUGAGGCUUUGAAAGCAUUACAGAACCAAGUAUCUGAAGAAACAAUCAAGGUCAGACAACUAGAUUCAGCAUUGGAAAUCUGUAAGGAAGAACUUGCCUUGCAUUUGAGUCAAUUGGAAGGAAAUAAGGAAAAGUUUGAGAAACAGCUAAAGAAGAAAUCUGAAGAGGUAUAUUGUUUACAGAAAGAGCUAAAGAUUAAAAACCACAGUUUUCAAGAGACCAGUGAGCAAAAUGUCAUUCUACAGCAUACUCUUCAGCAACAGCAGCAGAUGUUACAACAAGAGACAAUUAGAAAUGGAGAGCUAGAAGAUACUCAAACUAAACUUGAAAAACAGGUAUCAAAACUGGAACAAGAGCUUCAAAAACAAAGGGAAAGUUCAGCUGAAAAGUUGAGAAAAAUGGAGGAGAAAUGUGAAGCAGCCACACAUGAAGCAGACUUGAAAAGGCAAAAAGUUGUUGAGCUUAGUGGUACUGCCAGGCAAGUAAAACUUGAGAUGGAUCAGUACAAAGAAGAGCUGUCUAAAAUGGAAAAAGAAAUAAUGCACCUAAAACGAGAUGGAGAAAAUAAAGCAAUGCAUCUCUCUCAAUUAGAUAUGAUCUUAGAUCAGACACGGACAGAACUAGAAAAAAAAACAAAUGCUGUGAAGGAGUUAGAAAAGUUACAGCACCACAAUGAAACUGAACUAACAGAAGCCUUACAGAAACGGGAGGCAUUAGAGACUGAACUACAAAAUGCUCAUGGAGAAUUAAAAAGUACUUUAAGACAACUUCAGGAAUUGAGAGAUGUAUUACAGAAGGCUCAGUUAUCAUUAGAGGAAAAAUACACUACUAUAAAGGAUCUCACAGCUGAACUUAGAGAAUGCAAGAUGGAGAUUGAAGACAAAAAGCAAGAACUCCUUGAAAUGGAUCAAGCACUUAAGGAGAGGAAUUGGGAGCUAAAGCAAAGAGCAGCUCAGGUUACACAUUUGGAUAUGACUAUUCGUGAGCACAGAGGAGAAAUGGAACAAAAAAUAAUUAAAUUAGAGGGUACUCUGGAGAAAUCAGAACUGGAGAUUAAAGAAUGUAACAAACAGAUAGAAAGUUUGAAUGAAAAAUUGCAAAAUGCCAAAGAACAGCUUCGAGAAAAAGAGUUUAUAGUGCUACAAAAUGAACAGGAGAUAAGUCAACUGAAGAAAGAAACUGAAAGAACACAACAAAGGAUGAAAGAAAUGGAAAGUGUUUUGAAAGAGCAGGAACAGUACAUUGCCACUCAGUACAAAGAGGCCAUAGAUUUGGGUCAAGAAUUGAGGGUGACCCAGGAGCAGAUGCAGAACUCUCGUACAGAGUUGGUGGAGGCUCAUCGUCAACAAGUUCAAGCACAGAGAGAAAUAGAAAGGCUCUCCAGUGAACUGGAGGAUAUAAAGCAGCUCUCUAAAGAGAAAGAAGCUCGUGGAAACCAUUUAGCUGAAGAACUGGGAGCUUCUCAAGUACGUGAAGCUCAUUUAGAAGCAAGAAUGCAAGCAGAAAUCAAGAAAUUGUCCGCGGAAGUAGAAUCUCUCAAAGAAGCUUAUCACAUGGAGAUGAUUUCACAUCAAGAGAACCAUGCAAAGUGGAAGAUUUCUGCUGACUCUCAAAAGACUUCUGUUCAGCAACUAAAUGAACAGUUAGAGAAGGCAAAACUGGAAUUAGAAGAAGCUCAGGAUACUGUAAGCAAUUUACAUCAACAAGUCCAAGACAGGAAUGAGGUAAUUGAAGCUGCAAAUGAAGCAUUACUUAUUAAAGAAUCAGAAUUAACUAGAUUACAAGCCAAGUUUUCUGGACAUGAAAGGGCAGAAGACAUCAAGUUUCUACCAGCCUCAUUAGUACCUCCAACAGCAAUUCCAUCUGAUAGUCAAGAUCCAAAGUUUGUUGAACAUUCUCACACACCUUCUUUCAAAUGCAGAAAACUGCGUCGCUCUAUUAGUGCCAGUGACCUUAGUUUCAAAACUCAUGGUGAGGAAGAUCUUUCUGAAGAAUUACUACAGGACUUAAAGAAAAUGCAAUUAGGACAGUCUUCAACAUUAGAAGAAAGCCAUAAGGAUCUGACUUCUACCCAGUCAGAUUCGUUUAAACCUCUCACAUAUAACCUAGAAGAUGAUAGUUCUGAGUGUAAUGACUUUAGUACUCUUAGUGGAAUGUUAAGAUACAUAAACAAAGAAGUAAGACUAUUAAAAAAGUCUUCUAUGCAAACAGGUGCUGGUUUAACUCAGGGCUGGAAUUGCUUGCAACCUAACUUCAACCAUGCAGAUGAGGAAAAUGCCAGAGGGUAUGGUGGAAAACACAAAAGGAACCUGGGUGCCUACAUGACCUGGAGUACUCUCCUUGGAUUAUUACAUGAGUGAGAAAUAAACUUUUGUCUUUUUUAAACCUC